Messenger RNA from Selaginella moellendorffii, 1133 nucleotides. RefSeq names its product probable 2-oxoglutarate-dependent dioxygenase ANS. The coding region runs from base 27 to 1067 and encodes 346 amino acids. Gene Ontology annotation, molecular function: dioxygenase activity. Lineage: Eukaryota; Viridiplantae; Streptophyta; Lycopodiopsida; Selaginellales; Selaginellaceae. The record is from RefSeq and is a predicted model, not a curated record. The transcript has 3 exons.
AUGGUUCAGUGAAUCUGGUCUUAUCGAUGGCUGAAGUUCUUCCGGUCUUUGUUCUUCCUUCCGAACAUCGCCCAGGCCAAGUAAAUUCCACGGAUGGAAUUCCAGUGAUUGAUCUCAAAGGAUGGCACUGGGAGGCUGCGGAAUCGCCCCAGGAUCGCAGCUACAGGGAGAGCAUUGUGCGGCAAAUCGGAGACGCUGCACAGGAAUGGGGAUUUUUCCAGAUUGUCAAUCACGGGGUCUCGCAGCGUGUGCUGGACGAGGUGGAGUCGUCGGCCAGGGAGUUUUUCGACCUGGAUCUCGAGGAGAAGCGCAAGGUGACGAGAACUGCGGAUAACGCCAUGGGAUACUUCGACAUGGAGCUCACCAAGAAUGUCCGCGACUGGAAGGAGGUCUACGACUACUUGGCCUGCGAGAGAGCCGAAAUCGAUCCAAAGCAAGUUUUUACGAACAAAUGGCCUUCAAAUCCUCCGGAAUUCAGGGAUGCUUGCAAGAAUUACUCGGCGGCUAUGGAGGCGCUAGCUUUCAAGGUCCUGGAGCUCGUCGUUGAGAGCCUCGGAGCUCCCGCCAAGGCCUUGAACGAACACUUCGUGGGAGGAUCCACUCGAGUUCGCCUCAAUUUCUACCGAAAGUGCCCGUCCCCCGACCUUGUUCUUGGAGUGAGCAGGCACAAAGAUGGCUGCGCCCUCACGCUGCUAGCCCAGGACGAGGUUGGGGGGCUCCAAGUGAAAUCCAAAAGGAACGAUCAGUGGGUCCAAGUGAAAGCUCGCCGGGACGCAUUUGCAGUGAACAUUGGAGACCUCAUCCAGGUUUGGAGCAACGGCAAGUACCAAAGCAUCGAGCAUCGUGUGGUGGUCAACUCCACCAGAGACCGCUUCUCUUGCCCGGUCUUCUUUAGUCCAACCUAUGCGACCAACGCUGCCCCAUUGCCCGACCUGGUCAACGAGAAUCAUCCAGCUAAGUACAAGCCGGUCAACUGGGCAGAAUACUACAAGAUGAGGAGGGAUGGCAAUUUCAAGAACUUGGGCAAGCCAAACGUCCAGAUAGAUAACUGGGCCAUUGACCAUUGACCAUAUAGUCAUUGGCCAUUACAAUAAAAACUAUACCGUACUAGAAGUUGACUAUCGUUGAAUGGA